CGUUAUGUGGGGAAAGUUGAAGGGUCCUUGUCUUUUAACCUGCUGAGCACAUGAGCCCUGUGCUGGUCAGAGCUUCCCCCCUGGACUAACCUGUUGUAACAGCAAGGUCCAGUUUUGACCCUGCCAAGAUGGCACCCAAAAAGAAACCCCCCAAGAAACCCAAGGUGGACAAAAGGGUUGCACCCAUCACCCCCGUGAUGGUAGAAGAUGCUUUGCUGGAUGUUGAACACCUCAAUCAGUUGAACGGUUUAUAUGACAGCGGCUCCAAUGGCUUCCACUGCACGGCCACGGAGUUUGAAGCACCAGAGCAUGGAGCCAGCCUUCUGGAGGGGGUGAACAAGAUGCGCCAGGAGCGCUUCCUCUGCGAUCUCACCAUUGCUACCAAAACAAAGUCCUUCGAGGUGCACAAACUCAUCCUGGCUUCCUGCAGCAUGUACUUUCGCAGCCUGCUGCAGAGAGACCCUCAGCUGCACCGAGUGGAGGUCCACAACAUCUCUCCGCUCGGUUUGACCACCAUCAUCACAUACGCUUACACAGGGAAGCUGAGCCUCUCGCUGUACACCAUCGGCAGCACCAUCGCUGCAGCCACCCAGCUGCAGGUGCCAGCGCUGCUGAGUAUGUGCAGUGACUUCCUCAUUCGGGAGAUGGAUGUGGAGAACUGUGUGUAUAUUGCCAACAUCUCAGCCACCUACAGCCUCAACCAGGUGAAGGACGCCACCCAGAAAUUCAUCCGGGAAAACUUCCUGGAAUUCUCCAAAACUGACCAAUUCAUGAAACUCCCCUUUGAUCAGAUCAAUGAGCUGCUGAUGGAUGAUGGCCUGCAGAUUCCCAGUGAGGUUACAGCAUUCCAGAUAGCUGUGAAAUGGCUGGAGUUUGACCCGAAACGUGUUCGGUACGCCGCUGACCUCCUAAGCAACAUUCGAUUUGGCACAAUCUCAGCUCCAGACUUGGUCAACCAUGUGCAACCUGUGCCACGCAUGAUGCAAGAUCCGCAGUGCCACAAGCUCCUUGUGGAUGCCAUGAACUACCAUUUGCUUCCCUACCAGCAAAACACACUUCAAUCUAGGAGAACCAGGAUACGAGGAGGGCAGAGGGUGCUUGUCACAGUUGGGGGCCGUCCAGCUUUGACCGAGAGAGCUCUUAGCAGGGAAAUUAGUUACAGGGAUGCAGAGGGAAACUGGAACAAGCUUACAGAGAUGCCAGCAAAAAGUUUUAACCAGUGUGUGGUGGUGAUGGAUGGGUUCAUCUACAUUGCAGGUGGGGAAGACCAAAAUGAUGCCAGGAACCAGGCCAAGCAUGCUGUCAGCAGUCUGAGCAGGUAUGAUCCACGCUUCAACACCUGGUUGCACCUGGCCAGCAUGCAGCACAAGAGGACACACUUCAGCCUGAGCGCCUGUGACGGGCUCCUCUACGCUGUUGGGGGGCGCAAUGCCGAGGGCGUGCUGGCAUCCGUUGAGUGCUACGUCCCCACCACCAACAGCUGGCAGAGUAAGGCAAGCCUGGAGACACCCCGCUGCUGCCAUGCCACCGCUGUCAUCGACGGCAAACUCCUGGUCACUGGUGGCUACAUCAACUACGCCUACUCCCGCACGGUGUGCAGCUACGAGCCCAGCACUGACACCUGGAGGGAGCAGGCAAGGCUCAGCACGCCCCGCGGCUGGCACUGCGCCGCCACUGUGGCCAACCGGGCAUACGUGCUGGGUGGGAGCCAGCUGGGUCCCCAGGGUGAGCGGGUGGACGUGAUGUCUGUGGAAUGCUAUAGCCCAGCCACGGGGCAGUGGAGUUGCGUGGCGCCCCUACCCACAGGGGUCAGCACGGCUGGGGUGGCUCUGCUGGACGGGUGCUUGUGCCUGGUGGGGGGCUGGAACGAGAGCGGGAAGAGGUAUCAGAAGUGUGUGCAGUGCUACAACCCCGACCUCAACGAGUGGGCGGAGGCCGAGGACCUCCCCGAGGCCACCGUGGGUGUGUCAUGCUGCACCAUCAUCCUUGCACGCCCCCAGAGCCGCGAGUCCCGGGCCAGUUCCGUGGCCUCAGCCACGGCCAGCAUGUAAAGAGGCCUGGGUGCCACACGCCUUAGGCCAGCAGCUAGGAAAGAAGGCAGAGCUCAGGCCUUGCCCAUGACGUGCCGGGUGGCUGGAUGAGGUGGCAUGCUCAUGUUUGAAGUCCCUCCAAGGUCUCAAAUACUCUUCUUCCACCACAGCACAUUUGGAGCUGUAGGAAAGCUGCCUGCAUCUCUCCAUCCUGCAGCUUAAGCAAGGACUGUUCAGCAGGGCAGAUGUGGAAUCAAGCAGGAGAAACAACUUUUCUCAUCAGUCUGCAGUGCUAUAUCACAUUAUGGUUUAAAAAAAUGUAGUAAAACAAACUAGAGUAAUGCAGGAGGAAUUCUACUGUAGGAAUAGUAUCACAAGACACUUGCAAAAGAACAGUAGUAAUUGUAUUAGAUAUAAGAAAGUGACAGGUCUAGAAUAGAUCCUGUUGCUCUUCACAGAACAAGUGUUUGUUCAAGGGAAACAUUUAUUACUUACUCAUUGAAGCUAGACACAUUCAGACCAGGAAUAAAGUGAAUCUUUAUACCAGGGAAGAUAAUCAAUCAUUGAAACAACUUACUAAGAUGUCUAAGAGCUCUGCUACAGCUCAAGCAGAGAGCAUCAGGAAGUGCCAGGGGAUGUAAAACUCCAGGUGAUUCAAGAGGCGAAUAGUACCCUGAAAUGAAAUACCAACUAAAUCAGUGGUCAGUAGGUCUUCACAUCUUAAGCAGGAGCCAUCUUAGAUAUAUUAUUAGCAGACCUAUUACUUGUACCAUCAUGCUGACAGCUUGGUCUUGAACUCGAUCACUGUUUACCUAUUAUUAUAAAAUCAGGGUCUGGCCUAAGACAGACCUCUAAAAGGAGAAAUGCCUACGAAGAGGCCAUUGGAGUUUCCUGGGAAAAGUGUUUGCUCAGUGCCUCGAGACCCUCCCUGUCAGGGGUGCGUACAUGUACUAGAUUCGAGUGAGACAAGUUAUUGGUCUUAAUGGUUAAAAAGUGGCAGACCCAUUUUGGCACAGAAGCUCUGUGCUCUUCUCACCCCAAGGCUGUGCUGGGGCACGCUGGCCCUUCAGAGGACAGAGAGACUACAGGAACUCCCUUACAGGGCUGCAGAGGGGACUUAUGCUCUCAGUUGAAGUACACUGGGAUAAAUCAUGUCACAGUGAUCCAAAACUCUGCCCCAGCAGGUCUCAGAUACAGUCCAAGAGCUGUGAUAACCUUUGACAUGCAGGAGGCAAGAGAUUGGCAUUUUCCUGGCCCCAACCCAUGCUCAUCACAGAACAUCACACAAAAGUCACAUGCUGAGGCCAGAAUUCUUUGAUAAUGGGGGUCCUGUUACUGGCAAACAUUUGUAUGUGAUUCCAGACUGGCUUGUCACCUGUCUCAGUUCUUGGCUGCAACUCAGCUACACACUGCUGAGCAUCCAGGCAAAUAUUCCUGGUUGAUCUUUUUUGCCCAACAUAAUGAAAUCACAACCAGGAAGCCAUGGAGCCACUUAAAGGAACUGCAAUAUGCUGCAUGCCAGAGCAAUGCUAAGGCAAGAACUUCAGAGAAGCAGAUCAAAUUGCACUUACCUACCAGCUCUUCAGCUUCAGUGAUCUGAGUAAGCAGGUUGCCCAAGUUAUAACUCACAUAGGAGAGGUAUUAACCUUUCCCUGGGAAUUCACUAUUUCAAUUAGGAGUUCAUGCCAAGAAGCAUAGGCUACAAAAGGCAGUAGGGCCACACAGAUACAUUUCUGUUCAACAAGUUUACUUUUCUUUAUGCAUUUUUUGUAUGAACAGAACAUGCUGCACUACCUUUUUUGGAAAGGGCUCCAUCCUGAACAAUGCUGGCAGCCUCUUCUGGUUUACAAUUCAAAACAGGCUUUCCUUAAUGGAGUUACAACACUUGAAAUGUUGUAAUCUUUGAGACAACACUAUACUAGUCACUGGUGUUAAGAGUGUAUGUGCACAGUUGAACGAAAGUGAGCUUGUCCCUCAUUCCUUGAUUUUAUUAUUAUUAUUACUGUAUUUUUUUACUGUAUACAUGCAUAAGAGGACAAAAUGCUAGAACAGACACAAGGAUGUUGCUGAACUCCACUUGAGAGUUAUGUUGUCCUGCAGGGAAUUUUUUCUUCUGAACAGUAAAAGCCACUCCUUUGCA
Molecule: messenger RNA, 4170 nt
Organism: Rhea pennata
Lineage: Eukaryota; Metazoa; Chordata; Aves; Rheiformes; Rheidae
Product: kelch-like protein 31
Exons: 3
Coding region: 129-2051 (640 amino acids)
Biological process (GO): negative regulation of protein phosphorylation
Cellular component (GO): cytoplasm; nucleus
Molecular function (GO): protein binding
Source: RefSeq, a predicted model, not a curated record